AUGUAUAAUCGUAAUAAUUACGGGUGGCUUCUGCUCAAGCCCAAAUCAAGCCUGAAACUCAAAAAAUGCUUCUUGCGAUGUGGUUUCAGUCACCAAGUCGAUGAACAAUUAGGACAAACAAUUGAUACUCUUGUACAAUCUGUAAUAGAUGGAGAACUUUUAGCUCUCAUCACACUGAUCGACAGCAGUGUUAAAGUAGAGACAUAUUUUGAAUUAGACAAAAUCAUUUCCACUCACGACACCGAUCUAACGGGCACCAAUGAUCCUGAUGAGCCCAACGAGCCCGAAAAUGAGGAAGAAGACGAGCCUGAAGAAACAGAAACUUCAAAAUAUCAAAUAACAAGUUUACAGGAUGCUUUGCCUGUUGUAAAGAGCAUAAAUCAUUUUAUUUCAUCAAUAGAGGUAAAGAGCAAUUCUAUUUUUACUUCUGCUGUAACAUUAGCGAAUGAUAUUACUAAUGAGAUUGUACAGAGAAGGUGUAAUUACAAACAAAAAAAGCUCACCGAUUUUUUUAAACAAAAAUAAUUUAAAAAUAUGUACAACAUGUAUAAAAAUAUACUUUAAAUAAUAAUAUGUAAUUUGUAAAAAUAUAAAAAUGUAAUAAUUUUCAAUAAAUAAUAAGUAAUAACAUUACAUAUAUGUAUGUAUGUACGUACAUAAUACAUUAUUAUACAAAUAAAUUUCAAAAAUGUAUCCCUUCUGAAUAACGGACACCUCCGAAUAACGGACAAAACGUUGGUGACCAAGAGUGUCUGCUAUUCAGAGGUUUCACUGUAUACAUUAUUAAUAUUAGAUUAUUUAUAAUAAACAAUAUUUAAUGUUAACAUUUAAAAAAAAAAAAAAAAAAAACAAUAAACAAAUGAGGAUAUGCGUUUCAAAUGUUAUGAUAUUUUGUGUAUUGACGGUUGUUUGUAAAAGGGUAAGUAAAAUGUCAUUAACUUGCUGUGUGUUUGGAUGUGCUAAUCGUUAUGGUCGUAAUAAAGUGGUUUUUUUGAGUAUGUGUUAGUAGUAUUCAAGAUGGUCAUCUAUAGAUUCAAUUUUACUACAGUGUAACAUUAUUUAUUAUUGAAAAUAUUUUUGAGUUCAUGAAUUAUGAUAAAAUGUAUUUGUGUAUAAUCACAAUAAUAAAAUUGAUAAAAUACUAUAGCUCUCAACAAAUAUAACGGAAAAACCUACGUCGUCCGGCCUGCUUGUGAAUUUUUACUAUAACAAAAAUAUUUAGCAAUCUAGUUUAUUAUCUAUAACAUUUUAUAAUGUUUAUAUCACAAACUGAGAUACAUCACAUAAGUUUAUCUUAGUUCGUGGUUUAAGUUCAGUUUCAUAUAAUCUGUGAGUGUAGUAUUAAAUGUUAUCAUUCAUACGACAGCGGUCGAUAGGCGGUCGGCAGUUGUCGACUGCUCGUGUUUGAUUUUCAAAAAUUAGACAAUUUCUCUGACGAAAAGAGAAAGUUAGAAAUAUUAAAUUCAACAAAUAUUAAAUUUCUUUUAGAUUUUUUGGAUUUUUAAUUUUACGCUUAAAACAAAAUAUUAAAAUUUGUCAAUUAAUAAAAUCAAUUAAAAUUAAAAUGAUUCAAUUUGUAUUAAAUAGUUUAAAAAUAAUACAGUAUCAAAUACUUUAUUAUUUUUUGGGAUUUUUUGCUAUCAUUGAUGAUUUAAAAAAUCGCGAACAUAAUAAAUUUAGUAAGUUAGUUAUUAAAAAUAAUUAUAGUAGAUACUAGAUAUAUUAAAUAUUAAAGUUUAUUUAUUUAGUAUUGUUUAUUAUAUUAUAUAAACUUUUAGACAUUGUUAGUAAACGAGGAAAAGUUGCAGUUAUUACUGGAGGUGCACGAGGAAUAGGUUUGGAAGUAGUUAAGAAACUAGCUCAAUGUGGAAUGCAUAUCAUAAUUGGUAAUCUUUUUAGUUUAAUUACAUGAAUAGUAUGUAGUUACAUAUCUAUAAUUUUUAUAAUAUGUGAAAAUACUUGAGCACUAAGUUUUGUUGUUUUUACAACCAUAUAUUUAUGUAUGCUCAUAAAAUAUAUGCAAUAUGAAUUACAAUUUAUAAAUACUGCAAUUACAAUGAUUUAAAAAAUUAUUGUACCAAAUUGCCUGGUUUUGAUUGCUCUAUCCAUUGUUAUAGUCAAAACUUUUUUUAAAUCAUUAAUGUGACAUGAAUGCGAGUGAGAUGGAUUGCUUGUCAGAUUUUCUCAGUAAUUUGAGUGUUGCUGCGUGACUUUCUUUAUAGGGGGAAUUAAUCUAGGAAUCUACUAUCUGGGAGUCUACACUUAAUAUUGCUGCAAAGAGAAUAGUAUUUUAAAUCUAAAUAUAAACCUUUACCUUGCUACGUGAAUUCAUACAGUCGGCAAACUCAAUACUUUUAAUAGAAAAAAGGAUAAUAACAGGAGAAAAUUACAAGAUUUAAAAAAAAAAAAAUAAUAUUUGUUUAGCUUACUUUAUACAAAAAUAUUUUUAAUGUAAGUAUGAUAGAAAAGUUUUGAUUAUGAAAAUGUAAUAAGUAUUAAAAACCACAAAUUUAACACAAAUAAAUACAUGAAAAUAUUAAACACUAUCUAAGUAAUGAGCAGAACAGGAAAAUCAAAUUUUUUACUGUUUUUAUGAUUAACUUUCCCAUAAAGUUCAUUCUUUUUUUUACAUUUUUAAUGUACUUGGGAAACACAUAUUUUGAAAACAAAAAAAGCGAUUAUUUUAGUUAACAAUGUCCUCUUUAAUAAUAAUAAUUUAUGUGCUUUACGUUUUAGGAUGUCGUAAUAUAGAAGCUGGACAAAAAAUUUUUCAACAACAAAUUUUCUCGGAUGUAUCUAUUGAAAUAUAUGAACUUGAUCUUAAAUCAUUUACUUCUGUGAGCAGAUUUGCUCAAAAAAUAUUAUUUAGACAUAAUCAAGUCCAUUUACUUAUAAAUAAUGGUAAAAUUUAAUUAGAUCUAUGUAUAUUAUUUUAAAAUAAUUGUAGAUACACGUUUACUGUUUUUACAACUGUUUUGAAUGAUCACUUAAAUAUAUUUUGGUUAAUAUAAAUACUAAUAUUUAGCGGGUGUGAUGUUUGUGCCUUAUGAAAAGUGUGAAGAUGGUUACGAAGCACAUUGGACAAUUAAUUACCUAAGUCAUUUUUUGCUAACCGAAUUAUUAUUACCAGUUUUAAAGACUUCUGGUUCAAACAAUGAGAAUGCAAGAAUAAUAAAUGUUUCUUCGUGUGCUCAUGAAGCUUCUCCUUUAAUUGAUUUUGACAAAAUUAGUAAAAGGUUAUUAUUUUAAUUUUAGAAGAACAUCAGAUUAUUACAUUUAAUAUUAUUUAUUUGUUCAGGAAAGGAUAUAUUCCAACUGCAGCUUAUGCAAAAUCUAAAUUAGCUCAAUUAAUUUCGACAAAGUAUUACGAUAAAAAAUUAUCAAAUAGUAAUGUUCAAGUAUUGGCUGUACACCCGGGCAUAGUUGAUACAGAAUUAUUCAAUGGCACAUUGUUGAAAAAGACAAUGCCCUGGAUAUUAAGAUACAUAUGCAAAGUAUAACAUAAUUUAUUUAUCUUUGUUUUUGCAACUUUUGUUAUGUAUUUUUACAUUUUAUUUUUCAGACCCCAGAAGAAGGGUCUCGAUGUAUUACUUAUGCUUGUGUUUCUCCAAAGUUAGAAGGACAUGGUGGUUACUAUGCAAAUUGUCAAUCUGUUAAGAAUUUGCCUUAUGCUGAUGAUGAUAAGAUACAGUUAGAACUUUAUAAUACAUCUAAGGUUAUGGUUGAACAUUUUUUAAUGUAA
Cinara cedri is the source of this 3742-nucleotide messenger RNA. Lineage: Eukaryota; Metazoa; Arthropoda; Insecta; Hemiptera; Aphididae. The record is from the annotation of a GenBank genome assembly.